Gossypium arboreum is the source of this 1450-nucleotide messenger RNA. RefSeq lists its product as uncharacterized. The transcript is spliced from 4 exons. Lineage: Eukaryota; Viridiplantae; Streptophyta; Magnoliopsida; Malvales; Malvaceae. The record is from RefSeq and is a predicted model, not a curated record. Bases 188 to 754 code for a protein of 188 amino acids.
GAGUAUAUUGCAAAACGAUGCCGUUUCCCUAGCAGGAGUCCCCCAAUGUUCAAUAUUAGUACUGUAUCCCCAUGUGAGAAACAAAUAAAUCAUCGUUUAUUUUGCAGAUUGACAACAAAGAGAACGACAAGGCAUUGAAUUGAAGGGAUUCAAUCUGUCAAUUUUAGUUUUUGGUGAAAAUUAAAAGAUGGGGUCAUCAUCAGUAAUAACCCCAGAAGAUGUGUUGGAGUCAUUGAUGAAUGAUGGAACCAUUGAUGCUCUCAGGUUGAAGAUUAUAAAUCAGCUAAAAGCCAAUGAGGAGCUGAAAAACACAACGAUCAAAAUGGCAGAGCAGAGUAAGGUCCUAAACACAUCUGGUGCAGAGAAACAGACCAAAAGAGAAUUGUUUGAUGCACUUAGGCAGGAACUUGAAACCCCAGUGCUUGAGAUGGCCUCAAAAUCAGUUUGGGAGUUGAUUCUUGACAGCAAUGGGCUAGGGAAGGAAAUAAGUGAAACGGUUGAAAGAGUCUUUUGUAAAUUAAGUGGCAGGGAACCUCCACUGUUUCCUCAUUCAAACGAUGUUGUUCUUCUGCCUGAAAAAGCAGUCGGAGAUGAGAAAAGAAAAGGGAAGGAAAAAGACUGUGAAAACGAAAAGGAGAACUCGAAAUCCAAAUCAAAGAAACGAAGUUUCAAUGACAUGAAUGCCAAUGGAAGUGCCACUGACAUCACUGGAAAGUCUACCGAUACUCCAGCCGCACCCCAUGAUGCUAAUUAAUCUCCCAUGCCUAGCAUGAAGAUAUCUUCAUGUGUCAACAGAAACGAUUGUUGCAAAACCUAAUGUGGUGGUCUUUUGACUGGGAAGAAAAAGACAAGAAAAAAUUUUCCCUUCAAUUUCCAGUGAUAGAACAACACAACAGUGCUAGGUUUAGUUUAUUUCCUUGUAUAUCCCCAGGCCUGUUUCAUUUGGCUUUGCUUAUUUACAAAGUAGAUAAAAUUUUUUUUUAUUAUCAUCCAGUUUCUGGCUCUUGCACCAUAGAAAUAAAUUGUUGAACACCAUAAAUGAAUGUGGCAUAGAUUGGUGUGGUGUUAUCUACUUAUUCCUAGGCACUCAUUUAUUUCUUGCCUUGCUGUACUUUGAUAGAUUGUCCUCAAAAGAGACCAUGUGCACUUAGAAGCAGUGGAGCUCGUAGCUGUGAAAUUUCAAGGCAGAUAUGGAGGAAGGUGUUGGCAGCUUGUGAUAGUGAAAGAAGUAUGUGAUCUUGGCAGGAUGAACUAAAUUGGGCAGUAUAUACCAGGUUUGGCAUUUGAGAAACAGGAGCAAAGGACUUAGCAUGAAGUCUUUUAACACAGUUGUGAAGAUUUUUAGAUUUAAAAUAGGAGAGUUUGAUUGGUGGAAUCUUAUAUUUUCAGUGGUAAUGUAAGAAUUUGGAAUGUGAUUAUCAAUGUUUAGAUUUCAAAUAUUCUCAUGAAA